AUGGCGGCUGCCAACAAUAACCACAAUAGCAAUACUAACGACAAUACCAAGGUUAUUCCACCACCACCCAUUGUCUAUACCAUUGCUGGAUCCGAUUCAGGAGGCGGUGCCGGAAUCCAAGCCGAUCUACAUGCCAUCAAAGCCAUGGGAGGACAUGGAUGUUCGGCCAUUGCUGCGCUGACGGCACAAAACUCCGUUGGAGUCAGUGCUGUACACGCACCACCCAUUGAAUUUUUGAGGGCCCAAUUAGAUGCCUUGGUCAGCGAUUUGUUUCCUCGGGGAAUUAAGAUUGGAAUGCUGGCCACCAAGGAGGUUGCCAAUUUGGUAGGAGAAGUGCUGAAGGAGUUAAAGGAAAAGAACAAUGGUAGUCGCGUGUGGGUGGUUUUGGAUCCAGUCAUGAUAUCGACCAGUGGAUCCAAACUGAUUGAUGACGACGCAGUGGAUGCCAUCGUCAAGAAUGUUUUCCCGUAUGCCGAUGUAGUGACGCCCAACAAGUUUGAAGCUGAAGCACUCUUGGGACGCAAAUUGAAAACUCCAGAAGAUGUUCAAAAGGGAGCUCAAGACAUUCUAGCCAUGGGAUGCAAGGGCGUUUUGAUCAAGGGCGGGCACACUUUAAUUGACGAAAAGGAUGCCACUUCGGAGCUGAAGGCUACCAUUACCUACGCACAAGACUACCUGUUGACCAACGAGGAGCUUCCCAAGGAAGAAGAUAGACGACUUUGCGAUAGUGCUAGUGGAAUUUGGCUUCGAUCAAAGAGAUGGGAUACUGAAAAUACUCACGGGACAGGAUGUACACUAUCUUCUGCCUUUGCGACAGCACUUGCCCUUGGUGAAACUAAGCGCCUGGAUGAAAGCUCCAAAGAAGGAGCCACGAGUUCAAUUUACCUAUCUGAUGCAUGCUGCUUGGCCAAAGCCUAUGUCUCGGCUGGGAUUCAGCAAGGAGUACAAUUGGGAGCUGGCCCUGGUCCAGUGGCACAGACUACAUUCCCUUCCUCCUACGAACACUUUCCAUCCAUCAUUGCGGAACCCACAAGCGAUUUACCAGCAUUUCUUCCCAUGAAGGCUUACUCGACUGAAAAGAGUAAUGAUGACAUCCCAGUGUUGGGGCGCAUUCUUCCGAUUGUUGAUACUGUUGAAUGGAUCCGAAAACUUGCCGAAACACCAGGGGUCGAAGACAUUCAAUUGCGCAUCAAAGAUGAAACUGAUGUUGGUAAGAUUGCAGAGCGCGUGCAAGCCUGCCAAGACAUUUGUGCCAAGGAAGGGGUACGACUUUGGAUCAAUGACCACUGGGAGGCUGCAGUUCAAGCUGGAUGCUUUGGAGUUCACGUUGGGCAGGAGGAUUUGCUCAAGUGUAAGAAUGCUGGUGGUUUGGAGAAGCUUCGAGAAAAGGGCAUUGCAUUGGGUAUCUCCACACACUCGUAUGGUGAACUUGCCGCUGCCAUUGGAAUCAAACCCAGUUACAUCAGUCUCGGUCCUAUUUUUGCAACAUCAAGUAAGAAGGUUGGAUUUGAUCCACAAGGGCUCGGAAUCCUAUCCAAAUGGAGAGACUUAAUCCCACCGUCUAUUCCAUUUGUCACCAUCGGUGGUAUCAACACCAUUGACGCUGCCAAAUCCAAUAGGCAAGCGGGGUCGGAUUGUAUUGCAGUCAUCGGCGCGGUAACAAAGGCUGAAAACUUACCAGAGAGAAUACAAGAGUUGAAUGAAGCUAUGCUGCUGUUGUAG
Molecule: messenger RNA, 1722 nt
Organism: Cylindrotheca closterium
Lineage: Eukaryota; Bacillariophyta; Bacillariophyceae; Bacillariales; Bacillariaceae
Source: the annotation of a GenBank genome assembly